Cuscuta epithymum is the source of this 1231-nucleotide messenger RNA. Lineage: Eukaryota; Viridiplantae; Streptophyta; Magnoliopsida; Solanales; Convolvulaceae. The record is from the annotation of a GenBank genome assembly.
CAUUUCUCCCCCUCCCCCAUCCCUUGUUUUCUCCGGCAUUGAUUCCGGUUCACUUCCUUACUGCGAGGUUUGAUUGUUAGUUUAUUCUUCUUCUCCUCCUCGAUCAGAGAUGUCGACCUCGGUGGACGGAAACGGCGCGGUAAUCGACCCGCAGCAGCUCACCUCCGGUAUCAACGCCUCCAAUGGGGCCUUAGUCGUGAAGAAGCCUCCGGCCAAGGACCGCCACAGCAAGGUCGACGGCCGCGGGAGGCGCAUACGCAUGCCGAUUGUCUGCGCUGCCAGAGUUUUCCAGCUCACGCGGGAGCUCGGCCACAAGUCCGACGGCCAGACCAUCGAGUGGCUUCUCCGCCAGGCCGAGCCGUCUAUUAUAGCCGCUACCGGGACCGGAACUAUCCCCGCUAGCUUCUCCACGAUUUCGCCUCCCGCGAGGAGCUCCUCGUCGUCCAUGGGAGCGUCUUUAUUCUCGUCGCUCGAUCACAAGCCGAUGGCUCAAGCGCCGCCGUUCCUUCUCGGCAAGAGGCUGCGGAGUGAGGAGGAGGAGGAUAGCCUGGAUGACCACAACGGAGGCGGGAACAAGCAACAGGAUGUCGUGGUCGGUCCUACUGCCGGAUUCUGGGCCGUUCCUGGCAGGCCGGACUUCGGCCAGGUCUGGAGCUUCGCCGCGGCUCCUCCUCCUCACGAGAUGGUGGUGCCGACACAGGCGGCGGCCGUAUUGAAUUCACAGACUUCUCGGUUUUUCCAGCAGCAGUUGGGCGAAGCGUCGGCGGCUAGGGUUGGGAAUUACUUGCCAAUCGCACAAGGACACCUCAAUUUGCUAGCAUCCCUUUCCGGCCGAAGAGAAGACGACGGCCGUUGAUACUUCUUCUUCUUCUUCCUCAGAUGAUACUCGUAUUAUUACUACUAUUAUUAUCAUCAUCAUUAUAUUGUUUUGUGAACCUGACUAUAUAUAUUUCUGCCUUUGCUGCUAUUGUAUUGUUUGCUCUUCUUCUUCUGUAGAUGAAAAACUGUUAGAGUUUUAGGUUUAGGUCUGUACUGAGUGAUUAAUAACUAGGGUUUUUGUGAAUUGUUGUUAAAGUUUCAGGGGUGAUUUGCUUAUUUGCAUUGCUUAAUGUCUAAAUUUUACAGUCUAGACAAGAAUCCUUUGAUCCAUUUUGUGUUGUAAUGGUGGCUGGGAAGCUCCACCACCUACCUGCAGAAUGAUCAAUAAUAAAUUAUUGUUUGCUUCACUCAA